Messenger RNA from Saccostrea echinata, 5558 nucleotides. RefSeq names its product ankyrin repeat and KH domain-containing protein mask-like. Gene Ontology annotation, molecular function: protein binding. Lineage: Eukaryota; Metazoa; Mollusca; Bivalvia; Ostreida; Ostreidae. The record is from RefSeq and is a predicted model, not a curated record.
CUGUCGGCUUCUCUUGGGUCCAUGUACAGAUCAACUACGUGAUGUUUUACUUCAUCAUGCACCACCGUCAACAUUCACACAUGUCAUUAAACAAAAGAGGUUUAAUCUGCCCCGUCCGACAGCACCACAAAUGAAUCAUGUUUUACCUAAAGGCAGUAAUUAUGCUGGAAACUAUAAUGACAUGGACAUUCCAUUAUUGUACACACUACUCAGAAACAUUUGUAGCAUACCACCACACAGCAAUGCCUGGGGAAAUGAUCCAGAUCCUACAGAUCGAUUUCUUUCUGCCAACAUUGAGAGGAUUCGUAUUGCUAGAAAUCAGUGUGUACAUUUUUCAAGUCCUGUCCUUUCCAAUGCUGAUUUCAACGCAGUCUAUUCCUCUGUCAGAUCAGCAGUUGUGGACCUUGAUUCUUUCCUUAACAACGGGAACAAGUAUGAAAAGGAGGUUGACUUUUUGAGACUUGAGACAAUGGACCCUGUCCGUGAGUGUCAUUACAUAGAAGAACUGAGGAAACAAGCUGAAGAAGAUGCAGAAACUAGAGAAAUAAUCCAAGGCUUGAAAAGUAAAUUAGAAGAGAGUGAAACUUUCAGAAUUGAGAAUCAAAAUAAAAUGCUGCAAAUUGUUGAUGAAAUCAGGACACCGAAGUCCGCAAUCCCUCAAAAUGUCAAAGGGUUCCCUUGGGCUCAGGUGGCCGCCAUUAGAAAGCUAGAAAUUUCACAAUUCAUUUUAGAUAUUCAUGAAAAAAGGUUCAUACGAUGGAAAGAAGAGGAUGAGGUUUACAGUGAAACCCACAGUUUCCUUGUUAUGUUGGAUAAAGUCAGAAGUCAACCUUAUAUGACAUUUGUUGGUGUCCCAGGAUCCGGAAAAUCGGCAACGAUUCAUCACAUAGCCCUGAAACUCCAGAAAGAAGGAUACGAGAUUGUUCCAGUUAUUGAUAUCAGGAAAAUCGAAGAUUAUUGUGACUCUCGUAAGCAACAAGUAUUUGUUAUUGAUGAUGUGGUAGGUGUUUAUGGUCUUCAAAAACAAAAAUUAGAGUUAUUGAUAGAUCAUGAAAAAAGAAUUUCAGAUCCCUCCAGUAAAAAUACAAAGAUAUUAAUGUCAUGUCGGGAGGCAGUGUUUAAUGAAUGUUACAAAUCAUUUUUCUUAAAUGAGAAAAACAUAAUUAAAAUGCAAAGACAAAAUGCGAUUCUUCAGAAAUACGGCUUGGAUAGAGAAGAAUUUGACAAAAUGCAGCUAUGCUACAUUGGUCUUGUGCAUGUAAAUGAAAAUAAACUAUCCAAAACAAUAUUAAAAAACACAGAAAACGAAGUUUUAUGUGAAAUGAAAUCAAGAGUACUAGAAAGUUGUGAAGCCGAGAGUUACAUGGAUGCAUUUAAAUUUGUUAAAGCACUGUCAGUAAUGGAGGGGACUUACACAAAACUCCGUGGCUCUGAGUAUACAUUUAUUCAUAACUCUGUGUUUGAAAUCCUUGCAUAUCAUUAUGGAUGUCAGUUUCCAGAACUUUUGCAAUAUAUCAGCAGUAGUUACAUUGCUAACGUAAAAGUAAAAGAAUGUAAAAAAGAGUCGGAGGUUGAAUGCAAACUCGGUGAGAAUGAAGAAUUUAGUGCUGGGGAGCAUCAAGCAGUAACAAGUGAAAGAAGCCAGGAUUCAUUUGAUCUCUGUAUAAGGUUAAGUGAGGAUCAGUACCCGAUGUUUGCAGAGCGUUUGUACGGGGAUAUAGAAAAUAUGGAGCUGUAUGAUGUUUUUAUGAAUAAUGCUUUAAAACAUCCUAAGGUAUGUCAGGCUUUUAUUGAGGUGUUAAUUUCAAAACCUUACACAGAGCUGAAGUCUUUAUUUCUGUCAGAACAGAAAGACGUGUCUAAGGUAGUGAGUAAAGGAGAACGUGUGAGAGAGGAGAGGGAUAAGAUGAGCCGGAAGAGGUUCAGACAGGGAUUGCUGUGCAGAAAGAGGCUAGUGAGGAAUAGGAGAGCAUGUUUAGGUAGAUUUCUGAGAAAAGUGAAGGACUUAUCUAACGCGGGAGUUGAUAUUAAUAAUGCAAAAGACAAAUUAUGUUUAUCAAACUCCAUGAGUGAUACAAGAAAUCAAAAUCAGGACAAUAGUUGUUCUGUUUUCGAACAAGACUGUUUACUUGUAUUGAGUUGUCACAGUGGAGAUUUAGAGACUGUAAGAAUAUUCAUAAAGUACGUCAAUAUAAACAAGGAACUGCAAUAUGAUGCUUUCUUAUUUGAACCAACUACACUAGCAUCAGCAUGUAGGGGUGGACAUCUGAGUAUAGUGAAGGAGUUACUUAACGUUGGAGCUGAUGUCAAUCUUCAAGGUAAAUAUGAUACACCACUGACAGCAGCAUGUGAGGGUGGACAUAUGAGUGUAGUGAAGGAGAUCCUUGAAGCGGGAGCUGAUAUCAAUCAACAAGGUGGGUAUGAUACACCACUGAAAGUAGCAUGUAGGGGUGGACAUAUAAGUAUAGUAAAGGGGUUACUUAAAGUGGGAGCUGAUAUCAAUCCACAAGGUGAAACUGAAUCACCACUGACAGCAGCAUUUAGUGGUGGACAUAUGGGUAUAGUGAAGGAGUUACUUAAAGCGGGUGCUGAUAUCAAUCGACAAGUGGAGCUACUACAAGCAGGGGCUGAUAUCAAUCAACAAGGUCAAUAUAAUACACCACUGAUAGAAGCAUGUGAGGGUGAACAUAUUGGUGUAGUGAAGGUGUUACUGAAAGCGGGGGCUGAUAUCAAUUCACAAGUUGAAUAUGAUACACCACUGACAGCAGCAUGUAAGCAUGGACAUAUUGGUAUAGUGAAGGAGUUACUUAAGGCGGGAGCUGAUAUCAAUCCACAAGAUUUGUAUACUACACCACUGGAAGCAGCAUGUGAGGGUGGACAUAUGAGUGUAGUGACGGAGUUACUUAAAGCGGGAGCUGAUAUCAAUCAACAAGGUAUAUUUGAUACACCACUGACAGUAGCAUGUCGGCAUGGACACAUGAGUGUAGUGAAGGAGCUACUUAAAUCGGGAGCUGAUAUGAAUUUAUGUAAAAAGCAUGAUACACCAUUGACAGCAGCAUGUAGGAGUGGAUAUAUGAGUGCAGAGAAGGAGCUACUUAAAGCGGGAGCUAAUAUCAAUCAACAAGGUGAAUAUGAUACACCACUGACAGCAGCAUGUAAGCAUGGAUAUAUUGAUGUCGUUAGGGAUCUUCUUAAGGCGGGAGCUGAUAUCAAUCAACAAUGUGUGUAUGAUACACCACUGACAGCAGCACCAGCAUGUAGGGGUGGACAUAUAAGUGUAGUGAGGGAGCUUCUAGAAGUGGGAGCUGAUAUCAAUAGACAAGGUAAAAAAGUAACACCACUAAUAGCAGCAUGUAAGAGUGGACAUCUGAGUGUAGUGAAGGAACUACUAGAAGCGGGAGCUGAUAUUAAUCGAAAAGGUUUUAUUGAUGCACCAAUGACAGCAGCAUGUAGGUAUGGACAUACGAUUGUAGUGAAGUUGCUAAUAAAAACGGGAGCUGAUAUCAAUAGACAAGAUAAAUAUGAUACACCACUAAUAGCAGCAUGUAAGGGUGGACAUCUUAGUGUAGUGAAGGACCUACUAGAAGCGGGAGCUGAUAUCAAUCGAAAAGGUUUUAUUGAUGCACCACUGACAGCAGAAUGUAGGUGUGGACAUACGAUUGUAGUGAAGGAGCUACUAGAAGCGGGAGCUGAUAUUAAUUCAGAAAAUACGUAUACUAAACCGCUGAUAGCAGCAUGUGCAGGUGGACAUUUGGGCGUACUGGCUUUACUAAAAGCGGGACCUGAUAUAAAUAAACAAGGGACUUAUGAACGAAAGGGAAAUGUUCUCACCAUCUUUGACAGAUUUGUAGGGGGAAGUGGGCGCCACGUCCUCUUUCAAGACGAGGGAGACGAGAUUAUGGUUGUGAGAAAAACCCUUAAAGAAAACAAAUUUGCCCCAAAAACUGAUGACAUUCCACCCAUGACAGAACUAAGCAAGCUCACAGAAACAGAGGAGGAGAGGGAUGAUCCCAGAUCAAAUACUCUGGACAAAGAGGACACAAAUGCCGGAGAACCUAGAGGUAACCAUAGCAAAGAAAAGAGUGGCAAAUCAAGGGAAGUUAGGGGUAUCUCAAGGAAAGAAAAGACUGGCAGUUCCAGAAAAGCUAAGGGUUCCUCUAGGAAAGUCAAGACUGACAAGUCCAAAGACACUAUGGGUACCUCAAGAAAGGAGAAGUCUGGCAGUUCUAGGGAAAAGAACAUUGAUGAGAAAGCUACUCUGGAAGUCAUUCAGUCUCAGGAAAAGAUCCAGAAAGUCAUUCAGACUCAGGAAGUCAGCCAGAGACAGGAAGACAAUCAGAGACAGGAAGACAGAAAUUCUCCCACAGCCCCUGUCAGACGUAUACGGCGCCAUUGUAAAAGAUUCAAAGGUGUGCAUAAGAGGCCAGCCAAGUGUUGUCCUGUAGAGGGUUGUACAGGGCUGGUUGUUAACUUACCAAGGCACAUUAGGACUGUUCAUCCAGACUUACGUCUCAAGAGUUCUUGAGAGCAAGAGCAAAACUUAAAGGAUUUCCCUUGGGGAAGUUCCUGAAAUGCUUUCAAGGAUUGCAUAAUCAACAUGGCUGGGACCUCAGCCUCAAGUAUGGUGUUGUUAACAUGGCUAGGACCUCAAACAGCCUCAGAGAUGGCCUUGACAACAAGGAUAGGACACCAGCCUCAAGGAGUGAAGGACUCUGUAGACAACAUGACUAGAACACCAGCCUUAAUGACUGCAUAGUCAACAUUGGUAGGACCUCAACCACAAGAAUUGCCAACAUCACUAGGCUUUUAGCCUAAAGGACUGCCUAGUCAACAUUGGUAGGACCUCAGCCACAAGAAUUGCCAGCAUCACUAGGCUUUUAGCCUAAAGGACUGCCUAGGAGACAUGGGUAGAACACCAGCCUUAAAGACUGCAUAGACAACAUGGGUAGAAUUUCAGCCACAAAGACUGCAUUGACAACAUUGGGAAUCUUCCUCUGCUGAUGAUGUGUCAAGUCUAGAAAAAAGAAACUUCCUUAGAGGAGGAAUGGAUUUCAAGCGAAGUUAUUUAAUUGUCUUGUAGCAAAUAAGCUUCCUAGCUUCACAUAUGACCUGAUGAGUAAGUUGGCUUUGAAUUGACUAAUGGAAACAAGGUCAGCUAGGUGCAACCAAAACUACAUGUAUGUGAGAGAAGGAAAAGAUCAAAAGACAGGAGAAAGGGUCAUUAAAGUUACGAUUAGACAUGGAAUUUGAUUGCAUAUAAAAUUGUGUUUUGAUGAGCAUCACAUUUUUAAAAUGGUCAAUUAUUUUUUAGAUAUCCUCAAAGCAUCUGUUUGUCAUUAUAAUUAACAGUAGUGUCAUGGUGUUUGAGAUCAGUGUUGUGUUUCAUGGUUCUUGUUUAUUUUUUUUUCUUAAUUUGUUUUAAUUUUGUUUUAAUCUUUCUAGCCUAAUUAUGUUAUUUUAAAUUAAGCCCAUUGACAUUAAAAAUCUUAUACUUAUUAUUAUUUUUAUUUGUUUAAUACUUGGUUUUCUCAGCAAUAAGUUUUCAACAAAAUGUUGAU